Penicillium bovifimosum is the source of this 1518-nucleotide messenger RNA. Its product is annotated as amidase. The transcript is spliced from 2 exons. NCBI's taxonomy places the organism in Eukaryota, Fungi, Ascomycota, Eurotiomycetes, Eurotiales, Aspergillaceae. The coding region runs from base 1 to 1518 and encodes 505 amino acids. The record is from RefSeq and is a predicted model, not a curated record.
AUGGACUCCCAGUGGCAAGCAGAAGAUCUGACCAUCGCCAAACUCCACAAACUCCUCCGUAUAGACCCCUCCAUCGGCCCAGACCUAGUAAACAAAUACCUGGAAGCAAUCAACCAACACAACGGCACCCUCAAAGCCCUCAUAACAAUAAACCCCGAAGCCACUUCAACCGCCAGGGCCAAAGUCCACGAAACAACCCUCCUCAACAAAACAAACACCCCCUACCCACCAUUACACAGUGUCCCCAUAAUCCUGAAGGACAACAUCAGCACAGCGCACCAACCAACAAGCGCCGGCGUCCUCGCCCUCAAAACCCUCCACACAAAAGACUCCAUUCUCGUCUGCAAACUCCAAUCCGCCGGCGCAAUAAUCCUAGCAAAAGCCAACCUUCACGAAUUCGCCUUACAAGGCACAACGCUCUCCUCACUGGGCGGCCAAACGCUAAACCCACACGACCUAACCCGCACACCGGGCGGGUCUUCAGGCGGGACGGGGGCGGCGCUGGCAGCGAACUUUGGCUUAGCAGGUUGUGGGACGGACACGAUGAAUUCACUGCGCUCACCUGCGUCCGCGUGCGGGAUAGUAGGGUUCCGGCCGUCGACGGGGAGCGUGUCGAGUGUGGGGAUUGUGCCUGUUUCCAAGACGCAGGAUACGGCGGGGCCGAUGGGGAGGUGUGUUGCGGAUGUGCGGGUGAUGUAUGGGGUUAUGAAAGCGGAGAGUUUGGAUAUGGUGAGAGGUGGUCGACGUGGUGGAAUCCGGAUUGGAGUGUUGGAGGACUAUUUCCAGCCUGUGAUGCAGGGAGAUGCAGACGCAGAUGUGAAGGCCGAGUAUCUCGCCGAAAACCAGACGGUGCAGGAUAUUGUCCGGAGAAGUCUGGAUAUGAUACAGGAUCAAGGAGAUAUCGUAUUGGUACCUAUUCAUUCAUGCAAUCAUCCAGACUGGAGCAUUGAGACGCUUCUCGCGAAAGGUGAUACACAGGCAUUCGAAUUCAAGGAGUGUCUGGACGAGUUCCUGCAGUCAGGUCUGAUCGAAUCUACACCGCAUCUAUCCCUCGAAUCAAUCGCUCAGAGCGGCGAGUUCGAGGCACAGGCCAUGACACAUGUCUUCUCUGCUGCGCGGGAAGAUCCCGAGAUGUUCUCGACGACAAGUGAUGCAUACCGCAGUCGACUGGAGUAUAUCGCUGCGCUGAAAGUGGGUGUGGAGGAAUGUUUUGAGAAAUACGAUAUCGAUGCACUGGCAUACCCGCAUCAGAGACAGUUGGCUGUGAAGAUUGGUGCGAGGACGCAGCCGGGACGGAAUGGUGUGUUGGCUGCGUUAACGGGGAGACCUGCUAUUUGUAUACCCGCUGGGCGAAGUCCUAAGACUGCAUCUGCUGUACGGGGCGUCCCCAUUGGCCUGGAGCUGAUGGGUAGGCCUUGGGAAGAUGACGGACUGCUAGACCUCGCAGAGCGAGCCGAAAGAAUCCUCCAAAGCAGGAACAGGGAACAAGCCUGCCUUGAAUCGAAUGUAGAGAAAUAA